Messenger RNA from Verticillium alfalfae VaMs.102, 1722 nucleotides. RefSeq names its product protein kinase domain-containing protein. Lineage: Eukaryota; Fungi; Ascomycota; Sordariomycetes; Glomerellales; Plectosphaerellaceae. Bases 1 to 1722 code for a protein of 573 amino acids. The record is from RefSeq and is a predicted model, not a curated record. Gene Ontology annotation, molecular function: protein serine/threonine kinase activity; ATP binding. The transcript is spliced from 5 exons. Gene Ontology annotation, biological process: peptidyl-threonine phosphorylation; peptidyl-serine phosphorylation.
AUGAUAAAAGCAUCACCCCAAGAACUGUCAUCAGACGACCUAUGGGAACUGUUGCACGACCACAAAGUGGAAGGCCUGAAGGACGAUCAGUCAUAUUGGCCCCUCUCCACACUCCAGAGAUGCCUGACGCCGGAGGUCGUUUCGAGAAGCCUGAUUAUACCCGAAGGCCCUAACAAAGUUCUUGGAGACGGAAAGACUCAGACGCCUUUGACAGAUGGCAAUGGCGUUUCUGCCCUCAUGUAUUUCGGCGCAGGAAGCAGAGGUGCACCUCACAGCAGACUGGGGACCAAACACAUACUUCCCUGGAUUUCUCAUGGGCCAGUCAGCGAAUGGCUUGCGGAUGACGACACUCGUGGUGGUGCAUUCGGCGACCUGGACUUGAAAGCAGAAUUUGUUGCAGUGAAGAAGCUCAGGGGAGGUUGUGAAGACAAAUUUCGUCACGCGCAACGCGAGGCUGAUCAGCUACGCGUCUUUGACGGCCGACUCCAUUCGCACCUGGUCACCCUACUUGCCACCUACGAGAUGGAUGGCGAAUACUUCUUUCUUUUUCCAUACGCGGAACAUAACUUGGAAUGUCUGUGGGACAAGGAAGUACAGCCCAAAGAUAUGCAAGACCCAACGACUGUGCGGUGGCUUUCUCGCCAGAUAUGUGGACUUGUUGGAGCAAUGGCUCAGAUACACGAGCCACGCAAGAUUGCGCCUGGAAAGUAUGGCCGUCACGGCGAUAUCAAACCCGACAACAUCUUAUGUUAUCGCACCCAUACGAGCUAUGGGUGGCAUCUUGUUAUUUCCGAUUUAGGUGUCUCCGCGCUGAACUCGGAAGACUCUCGGUCUAAUGUGCCGGGGGAAGUUGUUCCAGAGAUUCCCGGUUAUCGUCCACCAGAAUGCGACAUUCGAGGCGGCUCCAUAAACAGGCUUUUCGACGUCUGGACAAUGGGAUGCCUCAUUUUCGAGAUGCUGGCGCAAGUAGUAGGUGGGAUGACGCUCCGAGAUGAAUUCGAUCACAAAAGAACCACAUUUUUCAUGAUUGGUGGGGGUAGAACAAAUGUGUUCUACGACCUCGUUGAGCUGGAAGGCGGCAGCUUCAGACAGUCCGUCAAAGCAGAAGUCCUGCAGUGCUUCGACGUUUUGAGGGCUCAUGACAGGUCAUCGCAAUACAUCCGAGAUGUUGUAACGGUCAUCGAGGAUCAGAUGAUGGUCAUUCUCCGGAGGGACAAAACCUUGGUCAGGUCGACUUCAAACGAGCUGGUCAAGAUAUUCGAUCAUUUGCACGACAAAUGUCAACGGGACGAAAAAUACUGUAUUUCACUGUCGAAUCCAAGUCUUCCUAAUGCGACCAGGGAGCCCGUUGCGGUAUUGGUAGAGCUCAAUAAACGGUCUCUCAACCAACUACAAAGACAGCCUGUGCAGAAGCGUUCCGGCCGGGAAAAGGUUUCCAUGGAUGCUAGCAAGAUGAAAGAGUUAGACUUUGUUCAUCCACAGGGCGGGACAGCCGGUAAGCAGUUGGGAGUUCCUGGCCAGGCUAACGAAAUACCUCGUCAAGCCGCGCCGCAGCGCCAAGGAUUUGCUCGUGAGCAUGGCCGCGUUUGGGGGGGGAGGCAAACACACUUGAAGACCUCGUGUCUACGUAUAACACCAAGCAAGGAGAAGAAGAGCGGCAAGAAGAGUGUAGUAGAAGAGGAGCCUUUUGAGGGACUUUCCAGGCCUAAACUGCAAGAUUAG